Molecule: messenger RNA, 345 nt
Organism: Tauraco erythrolophus (red-crested turaco)
Lineage: Eukaryota; Metazoa; Chordata; Aves; Musophagiformes; Musophagidae
Source: RefSeq, a predicted model, not a curated record
AUGACUAAGAGAGAGGCAGAGGAGCUGAUAGAAAUAGAAAUUGAUGGAACUGAGAAACAGGAAUGCACUGAAGAAAGCAUCAUUGAGCAAACCUACACCACAGCAGAAUUUGUGAGUCAAGCUAUUGACAUCAAUGAACCAAUUGGAAAUCUUAAGAAGUUGCUGGAACCCAGACUGCAGUGUUCCUUGGAUGCACAUGAAAUUUGCCUGCAAGAUAUCCAGCUGGACCCAGAUCGAAGCCUUUUUGAUCAAGGAGUUAAAACAGAUGGAACGGUGCAGCUCAGUGUGCAAGUAAUAUCUAGGCAAGGUAAGCAGUUAAGUUUGUCUGUUUUACAGACAAAUUAA